AUGACGACUCCAGUACACGAAGCAAAUCGCGCCAUUGAAACUUCCCUCCAAUAUUCGACCAAUAAAACAAUUACAAAAAUCAGAUCCACAACCACUCACCAGAUGGGAGAAAUUCGCAAAAAGUUAAAGUUUGAACCAACAAUUGCUGAUCUCAAAAAAGAAUUCAAGUAUAUUGAAGAGCCCCAAGCAUCGCCAACAGAAAUUCACGCUCACAUGAGCGUGAAUUUCUGUUGGGGUGUGGGUAUAAACAAAUAUGUAGGGUGA
Messenger RNA from Ambispora gerdemannii, 264 nucleotides. Lineage: Eukaryota; Fungi; Glomeromycota; Glomeromycetes; Archaeosporales; Ambisporaceae. The record is from the annotation of a GenBank genome assembly.